Molecule: messenger RNA, 1932 nt
Organism: Penaeus monodon (black tiger shrimp)
Lineage: Eukaryota; Metazoa; Arthropoda; Malacostraca; Decapoda; Penaeidae
Product: protein O-linked-mannose beta-1,2-N-acetylglucosaminyltransferase 1-like
Exons: 13
Coding region: 60-1898 (612 amino acids)
Biological process (GO): protein O-linked glycosylation via N-acetylgalactosamine
Cellular component (GO): Golgi membrane
Molecular function (GO): beta-1,3-galactosyl-O-glycosyl-glycoprotein beta-1,3-N-acetylglucosaminyltransferase activity
Source: RefSeq, a predicted model, not a curated record
CCCACAAAGACGAACAAACAUGGGCGUAUCUUGCCAGAUACGACUCCGGAUUACGUCCAAUGCCUCUAUCUGUAGUCUCCGCUCAACAAACAAGCGAUGACGGAGGCCUGGACAUCACAGUGCUAAUCAACGUCACAAAAUUAGAAGUAACUUUGAAUGGAAAAGUUAUCUACGAGGCGAUCGGCGGGCCAGAGAAAAUGGGGUACAAACGCCCUCACUCGGGGUUGCAUAUCAUUGUCUUGCAUCCAUGCGGGGGCCGUGUGAUGAGGACGCAACGAUUCAUCACUUUCCAGCCGGCCGAGCACGUGGAUAUGGCCGACCUCAUCACUUCCAUUCAGCCGGGGAGGGUCGUCAUCGCUGCGGCUGUGCCCGAAUGGUUCAUGUUCAUGGGAGAAGAAGGGGAAAACGCCUUAAAGAAAUUGGGGUUUACCUUCCCCUUGCGAAUAGCCUCGGGUGAACCCUGGCUAGGAAUCGCCGUCUCAGGUCACAGGGUCAUCGCUGAAGGGGUUGCGACGGGUCAACUGGGUCUGCAUCCAGCCGGUGCCUUGGAUUUUGCCGUGAGAGUGCCCAAGGUCUGUGGCGAAGGCAGGCGAUGCGACUGGUAUGGGGAAGAGAAAUUGCAAAGUCAAGCAACAUUUUGCGAAAGGUACGAAGGCUACGGUGACCUGUGUUCGUGUCAUGACCCUUUCACUGCUGAUGUCAGGUCAAAGCAGGCUAAACUUAAGGAGAGGAAAGAACACAUUCCAGUGGUCGUGGUGACGGCUAACAAACCCAGACAUCUUUUUAGACUCGUCCGAAACCUCUUCACUGUCCAAGGUGCGUCCGAAACCGGCGUAGUCGUGGUCGUCGACGGUGUCCACGCAGAGACCCUGGCCUUAGGGGCGGUCUUGGGCGUGGAGGUCGUCGUCCACACGCCCGUAGGCACGCACAACGAACGCACGAACGCCAACGUACGCUUCGCUCUCUACACCGUCUUCACGCAGUUCCCGGAUGUCGAUAAGGCGAUUCUUCUCGAGGACGAUUUGCUGUUGGCGCCCGACGUGCUGAGUUUCUUCCACCAGGCGGCUUGGCUCCUGGACCGCGACCCGACCCUCUUCUGCGUCAAUGCCUUUAACAGCAACAGCCUCCCUGGCGUGGCGUCCGAUCCUACGAAAAUCCUGCGGUCCGAAUCCUUCCCUAUGUACGGGUGGAUGGUCAGGAGGCAGUACGCGCUUCAGGCUGUGCUGCGCUGGAUUCCGUAUGGGUUGGGUGACUGGGAUUUCUGGCUCAUGCGGGCGGACUCCCAGCGCGGCCGUGACCUCGCUUCGCCCGAGGUCAGCCGCACCUUCCACGCAGGGUCAGCCGGGGCCCACGUCGACGGCUUCGAGCAGCAGCUGUACUACGGACGGAUGAUGAUGACGAGUGACCCGGAUGUCAAGUUGGAGAAUCUGACGAGCAUCCUCCUGGACAACUACAUGCGGAAUCUAACGGACGAAAUUAAGUCCGCGGAAAUGCUGUCGCCAAAUCCUCUAGACGAAAAUCUUGUACCCGAAGGACAUCCGGGACCUUUCGUUGUGUUCGUGAGGUCCGGCACAAGGAAUGAUGAAUUCUACAGCUUCAGGGUAUUCAUGAUGAGCCUCAACGCCUACUACUGGGACACGCGAGAGGUCUUCAGAGGAGUCAUGAGGUUCCGGGUGGGCGGGGGGCGGCUCCUGUACGUCGUGGGCUGCCCGCUCUCUCAGGACUUCUGCAAGUACAACCCCAAAGGCCACAUGACCCUCACGCCUUCGAAACAGCUGGUUCUCGCGGUGCAGCGGAAGGUCGACCGGUUCGAAGCCAGCCUUUCCGAAACCCGCGUCCGGCACAGGGUUCCCGCGAGCGACCCCGCCGAGGAAGCGCUGCUGAUGAACUUGGUGUGAGGGAGCGCAGGGGCUUAGCGUUGGGGCGUUUGGC